This is a messenger RNA of Lucilia sericata (common green bottle fly), 3655 nucleotides long. It is a transcript of the gene AstC-R2, whose product is annotated as somatostatin receptor type 1. The transcript is spliced from 2 exons. NCBI's taxonomy places the organism in Eukaryota, Metazoa, Arthropoda, Insecta, Diptera, Calliphoridae. Bases 782 to 2467 code for a protein of 561 amino acids. The record is from RefSeq and is a predicted model, not a curated record. Gene Ontology annotation, cellular component: membrane; neuron projection. Gene Ontology annotation, biological process: G protein-coupled receptor signaling pathway. Gene Ontology annotation, molecular function: somatostatin receptor activity; peptide binding.
CUUAAAACGAAACACAACAAUGUUUUGUGUAAAGCGCGAAAAUUCUAUAAAAUAAUAAAGAAAUAUAAACGAAAUCUUUUCAAUAUUGCAAAAAAAAAAAAAAAAAAAAAAAUGUGGUUUUUAUAGAAAAAUAAAGAAAAAAUAAAUGAUUGUUUGGUAUUAAAAAUAAAUUUAUAUUUUAUAAAAAAAACCUUUAAGGAAAAAAAUAAGUUUAAAAAUGUUAAAAAGUGUUUAAAACUUGCCAAAUAAAACCGGCUAAGGAUUAAAGUGUGGUGGAAUUUCAAAUAAUUCAAAUUUUUAUGUUUUAAACAAACAGGAUAGUUAUAUAUUUAAAUCCUAAAAAUAACCAGAAUUGUUAAAUUUGUCUAAAACUAAAUAACCAAAAGCAACGAUUGUCUACUUUUCAAGAAAAAAAGACUUAAACAACGACUAAAUAUUUGAUAACAUUUAAAGCAAAAAAAAAAAAAAAAAAGUAAACGAAAAAAAUCAAAGGAUAUUAUUUUCAUCACAAUUACUUCCAUAAUAAGGACCACAAUCUACAGGAUUUGCUAAACAAAGGAAACAAAAAAAUACAAAAUACAUAACAGAACGAUUUGGCACAUUUUAAGCGAAAAUGUGGUCAAUACUAAAAAACAUUUCAAACAACUGGCCCACAACAAGUAUACUAAAUAAUACUUAAAGGAAAAAAGAAAAGCAGAGAUAAAGAACAUCAAGCUUAAUGCAAACAUAGUUUUUCCCGUACCAAAACUCUGAUAAACGAAAAGUAGAAGAGAGAAAAAAAAUGAAAUAUUUUUUAAAUAUUUUACUAAUGAGCUUAAUACCCACAUUGAGUUUACAACAUAAGUACCAACAGCAACAAGAAGAAAAAUUGCCAACAGGAGCAGCCUUAGCAGCAGACGAUUUUCUAAUGGAAACCAAAACUGAAGACAACUUUUUAGAUAUAACCUCUUCAAAAGCUAAUGCUUUGUCGGCUGUACUCGAGGACCAAUUAAAGCCCACCUUAAAAUUGUUUGAAUUUGAUGCUGUCAACUUUUAUCGCCAACUAAAUGCCACUAUGUAUGGUGGUGUGGGUGGUUUUAAUUUCUCCCUGUCCAAUUCCAGCUAUGAUGGUUAUGAGGAUGAGGGUUAUGGCUGCAAUUCGGGUCAACAUACCAUCAUUAAUCUUAUCACCAUGAUACUUUACUCGGUGGUGUGCAUUAUAGGUUUAUUUGGCAAUACAUUAGUUAUUUAUGUAGUUUUGAGAUUUUCCAAAAUGCAGACGGUAACUAAUAUUUACAUAUUAAAUCUGGCCAUAGCGGAUGAAUGUUUCCUCAUAGGCAUUCCUUUUCUAUUGUACACCAUGCAGAUAGGAAGUUUUCAAUUUGGUGAAUAUGCCUGCAAGGCUUAUAUGGUGAGUACUUCCAUAACACAAUUCACUUCUUCCAUAUUCCUGCUCAUUAUGUCGGCUGACCGGUAUAUAGCUGUUUGUCAUCCCAUUUCCUCGCCGCGUUAUCGCACGCCUUUGGUAUCGAAAAUGGUUUCGGGUAUUGCUUGGUUAACCUCGGUGCUCUUAAUGUUGCCGGUGAUUUUAUUUGCCAAUACCGUGGAGAAUGGCGAGCAUAGAUCUUGCAACAUUAAGUGGCCAGAAGCUCAGAAUACCCAAUCGGGUACCACAUUUAUACUGUACUCAUUGGCCUUGGGUUUCGCUACGCCUCUUAUCUUCAUUUUAGGCUUCUACUGCUUGGUUAUACGCAAACUGCAUACAGUGGGUCCCAAGCACAAGUCCAAAGAGAAGAAGAGGUCACAUCGAAAAGUCACCAAACUGGUGUUAACAGUGAUUACAGUAUACAUACUAUGUUGGUUACCCUAUUGGAUAUCCCAGGUAGCUUUAAUAACAUCGCCACCCGGCAAUUGUGUAUCACGUUUGGAGAUAACCAUAUUUCUUUUAGUUGGUUGUUUGGGUUACUCCAACUCGGCCAUGAAUCCCAUACUCUAUGCCUUUUUAAGUGAUAAUUUCAAGAAAUCUUUUAUGAAAGCAUGCACCUGUGCGGCCCGCAAAGAUGUCAAUGCACAAUUACAAUUGGAGAAUAGUUUAUUCCCUAAAUUUAACAAAUCAAGACCCUCGGAUAAACUACUCUCUAAUACUAAACAGAAACAGAAAAAUUCGAUACUAAAUCGUAAAAAUAAUAAAGCGAAAAAUAUGGCCAGCUCCUCGGUGGCCACUACCAUAACCUGUACCACCAAUACCACUACCUUAGAGGCCGGCAAUAAUAUAGCCAUUUGUCCUUCCACACAAAUGAAACAUCUUUUAGAAAAUCCUGCCAGUCAACCCACUACUUCCUCUCAUGACUAUAACAGCCAGCUUACCGCCAUACAAGGGGGCAUAAGUGAAAAUUCUAAUUUAGAAAAUUCCUCAGAAUGUUCAGAUACUCCUUCAGCUGCCGCAGCAGCAGCUGUUAAACCUCCUGUCUUACAUACCGAUUUAUAAGAGCGAAACUAUAAGAGUCCUUUACAAGCUAAAGAGUGCAUAGUUGUUUUAAAGCAACAUCAUACUCAGCAGCAUCAUUCUCUUAAUCAAUUAUAAUAGUAGAAUUUAAAAAUUCAACAAAUUAAUUUAAAUUUAGAUAGUACUUUAGAAAUUGAGGAAUUAUAACCAUUAAGCAAGUUUGAUAUUAAUUUUGUGACAAAAUAUAUUAAAAUACAAAUUAAAUUUAAUCACUUAAGUUGUAAACUAAAGUAGUUUUAAGUUUAAAAAAAAUGUGCUUAAGUUUUUUUUUUAAUUGUAAGAAAUUUAAAAUACUCUUCCCUUUAUGAAAAAUGAGCAGUUUAUAAGGUCCAAUAUAAAAGAAUUUACUACUUGACAAAAACUGUAAGGAAAAACUUUCGAUUAUUUAGUAGAUAAAUAUCUUAAUUUUGGAAAUAGUUUUAUUAAAAGAAUAAAAGCUUUUGAAGUUCCUUUAAGGUACAGUGGUGAACAAAAGUCAAGUGCUAGUCAAUUUACAUGAGCAGUGUUACUAUGAGUUUUUAAAGAGAGCUUUUACAAGCCAAGAUUUUCUUUCCUAAACCUCAAAAAACAAUAGUUAAUAUUCAAAUGAAGAAAAUUAAAAGCUUUUGCUAGAAAUGCUUACUAAAGUCUGCCAUUAAGUUUAAAACACUAACAGCUUUUAUCUACAACUGUACUAUAUUCGUUGUAUAGAGAAAAGCUUUCUAUAAAAUUAAAAGCUUUCUAUUAAUCUUAUUAGAACACGAGCUUUUGCUAGAAACUGAAAAAUAAAAUGAAGUUUAACAAAACUUAGUGUGAAAAACUAAAAGCUUUUAACUACAAAUAGUUAUAUUCAUUAAUUAGUGAAAAGCUUUCUGUUAAAUCAAUAAAAUUUUCAUUUUAAUUAAUGUUUAUUUUCUAAUUUAAAAGCUUGUAUAAAGAACUUUUCCUAAAUCCAUUUAUUAAAAAUACUGGCAUUAAAGCUUUUAUCUACAAAUGUUCUAUAUUUGUUAUUUAGAGAAAAGUUUUCUAUAAAAUCAAUACAAUUUUCUUAUUUCAAUUCGAGCUUUUGCUAGAAACUUGAUACACUAAAGGCUUUUAACUAGAAAUUGUUAUAUUCCUUAAAGUUUUCCAUUAAAUCAAUAAAAUUUAUCUUUUUCACGCAUGUUUAUUUUCUAAUUUAAAAGCUUUUAU